Molecule: messenger RNA, 4902 nt
Organism: Elgaria multicarinata webbii
Lineage: Eukaryota; Metazoa; Chordata; Lepidosauria; Squamata; Anguidae
Product: zinc finger protein 84-like
Exons: 11
Biological process (GO): regulation of DNA-templated transcription
Source: RefSeq, a predicted model, not a curated record
CUUCGUGCCGCCUCCUUCUCCCUCCGGAGGGAAAAGGCCUUGGAGCUUCCUCCGGGCGCUGGAUCGGGGCCUCCUGGGCGGGAUCAGCGCCAUCUCAUAAGCCAAUUUUGGCCAAGAUACAGAAGAGAGAAAACUUUCUUUGGCCCCAUUGAAGAUUUUUGGAAAUACAGAUCAAUGAUGGUUGAACCAAACCCUGAAACAGGAAGUAGCCCUGAUGCUGUUAAGACCGAGAGCAGUGGGGAAUUCUGGGAAAGAACAGAGCAGAAGGACCUGGGUGAGGACAUGGCCAGCUCAGAUGUGCAGCUCCAGCGUUUCAGGCAGUUCUGCUACCAGGAGGCUGAUGGACCUCGAGAGGUUUGCAACCAGCUCCACUCUCUUUCCCAUCAAUGGCUCAAGCCAGAGCGACACACGAAAAACCAAAUCGUAGACCUGGUGAUCCUGGAGCAGUUCCUGACCAUCCUGCCAGCGGAGAUGGCGAACUGGGUGAGGGAAUGCGGAGCGGAGACCAGUUCCCAGGCGGUGGCCCUGGCAGAAGGCUUCCUCCUGAGCCAGGCAGAGGACCAGAAGGAGGAAGGGCAGCAGGUAAAGGCCCAAUUUCCAGAAGUGGGACCUGAUUUCCCUGCAGCAGAGGCGGCUCCAUCGUCAGACACCUGGCAGAGCCCCCCACAAAGGGGGUUCCGGCCGGAGGACAACGGACGUGCUGCCUUGCAUGAGCCCAAGUGAGGAAAUACACAUUUGCCUCCAGCUGAAGUACCAAAAUCCAAAUGAAAGUUAAGACAUCUUGCAACGACCUCAGGUGUACUUAGACUUGCUGCAAUUCUAGGCAUUUGCCUGUAAGUUCAGUCCUGUUGGGUUGCAAGGGGCUUCCUUCCCAGGCGUUUAGGACGGCAGCCUCCGCUCCUGAGAGCAGCACCUCCUUCUGCCUCCCCAUCCUCUUUGUCUCUUGCAGGGCAUGGAAUGACGUUGGCAAUGAGUACACAGCCGUCUCUUCCUGAAGGAACGGAACCGGGCCAGGGUCUGGUGACUUUCGAGGAGGUUGCUGUGCGGUUCACGGAGGAGGAGUGGGCACUGCUGGAUCCUGACCAGAGAGCACUGCACUGGCUGGUCAUGGAGGAGAACCGGGGGAUCGUGGCCUCUCUCAAAAGUGACAGGUGGGAAAGGAAGAAUAAGAGGGAAACAUUUUGGAUGUCACCGAAAAGAGACAAAUGUAACAACAGCAAACAGCAGAGAAGUAAAACCAAAGUAAAUAGCAAUGGAAGGAACAAUUCCUUUUCUUCUCAGGGCAAUGGCUACCAUGAUAUUACAAUCCAGGAAGAAAUACAUCAAAAAAAGGAAAUGAAAAGUUUCCAUAUGCAGAGGAAAACUUUCAAGUCUGAAUCAAACUUCAAAGUUCAUUGUGAAAUUCAUACCUUGAGGAAACCGUAUCGAUGCUCGGUGUGUGGAAAGAGCUUCAAUGAGAAGGGGACUCUGAUUUCUCAUCAAAGAACUCACACAGUGGAGAAACCAUAUCAAUGCUUGGAGUGUGGAAAGAGGUUCAGUUUGAAGAAAACAGUUAUUUCUCAUCAAAGAACUCACACAGGGGAGAAACCAUAUAAAUGUUUGGAAUGUGGAAAGAGAUUCAGUCGAAAGGCCCAUCUCACUUCUCAUCAAAUGACUCACACAGGGGAGAAACCAUACUAUUGCUUGGAGUGUGGAAAGAGAUUCAGUGAAAAGAAAAAUCUUACUUCUCAUCAAAGAACUCAUACAGGAGAGAAACCAUAUAAAUGUUUGGAGUGCGAAAAGAGCUUCAGUCAUAAGACAACUUUCAAUUCUCAUCAAAGCACUCACACAGGGGAGAAACCAUACCAUUGUUUGGAAUGUGGAAAGAGGUUCAGUUGGAACGCCCAACUUAAUUCUCAUCAAAGAACUCACACAGGGGAAAAACCAUACCAUUGUUUGGAAUGUGGAAAGAGGUUCAGUCAGAAGAAACAUCUUAUUUCACAUCAAAGAAUUCACACAGGGGAGAAACCAUACCAUUGUUUGGAGUGUGGAAAGAGCUUCAGUGCGAAGAUAACUCUUACUUCUCAUCAAAGAACUCAUACAGGGGAGAAACCAUAUAAAUGUUUGGAGUGCGAAAAGAGCUUCAGUCAGAAGGCACAUCUCAAUUCUCAUCAAAGAACUCACACAGGGGAGAAACCAUAUACAUGUUUGGAGUGUGGAAAGAGCUUCAGUCAGAAAUCAUAUUUCAAUUGUCAUCAAAGAAUUCACACAGGAGAGAAACCAUAUAAAUGUCUGGAGUGCGAACAGAGCUUCAGUCAGAAGGCACUUCUUAAUUCUCAUCAAAGAACUCACACAGGCGAGAAACCGUAUCAAUGUUUAGAAUGCGAAAAGAGCUUCAAUCAUAAGACACUUCUUGAUUCACAUCAAAGAAUUCACACAGGGGAGAAACCAUAUACAUGUUUGGAGUGCGAAAAGAGCUUCAGUCAGAAGGCACUUCUCAAUUCUCAUCAAAGAACUCACACAGUGGAGAAACCAUAUCAUUGUUUGGAGUGUGGAAAGAGCUUCAGUCAGAAGAAAUAUCUCACUCAGCAUCAAACGACUCACACAGAUGAGAAACCAUAUCAGUGCUUGGUGUGUGGAAAGAACUUCAGUCAUAAGAGAACUCUCAAUCAGCAUCAAACAAUUCACACAAGGGAGAAAUCAUACGAUUGUUUGGUGUGUGGAAAGAGGUACAGUGAGAAGAGGACUCUUACUUCUCAUCAAAGAACUCACACAGGCCAGAAUCCAUAUCAUUGCUUGGAGUGUGGAAAGAACUUCAAUCAUAAGGGAGCCUUUAAUUCUCAUCAAAGAACUCACACAGAGCAGUUCCACUACCGGGAGCCUGAAGGACCCCGAGAGGUUUGCAACCAAUUCCACAAACUUUCCCAUCGGUGGCUGAAGCCAGAGCGACACACGAAAAACCAAAUCCUGGACCUGGUGAUCCUGGAGCAGUUCCUGACCAUCCUGCCAGCGGAGAUGGCGAGCUGGGGCAUGGAAUGCCCCAGCUCACUUCAUGUUAUCCUUGAGAAGGAAAGUUUUUCUCUUUCCAUCCAGGGUCUGGUGUCUUUUGAGGAGGUUGCCGUGCAGUUCUCAGAGGAAGAGUGGGCCCUGCUGGAUCCUAACCAGAGAGCCCUGCACAGGCAGGUCAUGGAAGAGAACAGGGGGAUCGUGGACUCUCUCGAAAGUGACAGGUGGGAAAGGAAGAAUAAGAGUGAACCAUGUGGGAUGUCACCAAAAAGAGACAAAUGUAACAACAGCAAACAGCAGAGAAGUAAAAACGAGGUGAAUCAGAAUGGAAGCAACGAUUCCUUUGCUUCUCAGGGCAAUGGCUACCAUGAUAUCACAAUCCAGGAAGAAAUACAUCAAAGACAGGAAAUGAAAAGUAUCCAUAUGCAGAGGAAAACUUUCAAUUCCGAAUCAAACUUCAAAGUUCAUUGUGAAUUUCACACCUUGAAGAAAACGUAUCGAUGCCUGGUGUGUGGAAAGAGCUUCAGUGAGAAGGGGACUCUGAUUUCUCAUCAAAGAACUCACACAGUGGUGAAACCAUAUCAAUGCUUGGAGUGUGGAAAGAGCUUCAGUCAGAAGAAAAAUCUUAAUUCUCAUCAAAGAACUCACACAGGAGAGAAACCAUAUCAAUGUUUGGAAUGUGGAAAGAAGUUCAGUCGGAAGGCCCAUCUCAAUUCUCAUCAAAGCACUCACACAGGGGAGAAACCAUACCAUUGUUUGGAGUGUGGAAAGAGGUUCAGUGAGAAGAAAAAUCUUACUUCUCAUCAAAGAAUUCACACAGGGGAGAAACCAUCCCAUAGUUUGGAGUGUGGAAAGAGGUUCAGUAAGAAGAAGCAUCUUAUUUUUGAUCAAAGAAUUCACAAAGGGGAGAAACCAUACCAUUGUUUAGAGUGUGCAAAGAGGUUCAGUAAGAAGAAACAUCUUGUUUCUCAUCAAAAAAUUCACUCAGGGGAGAAACCAUACCAUUGUUCGGAGUGCGGAAAGAGGUUCAGUGCGAAGAUAACUCUUACUUCUCAUCAAAGAACUCAUACAGGGGAGAAACCAUAUAAAUGUUUGGAGUGCGAAAAGUGUUUCAGUCAGAAGGCACAUCUCAAUUCGCAUCAAACCACUCACACAGGGGAGAAACCAUAUCAUUGUUUGGAGUGUGGAAAGAGCUUCAGUCGUAAGACAUUUCUCACUUCUCAUCAAAGAAUUCACACAGGGGAGAAACCGUAUAAAUGUCUGGAGUGCGGAAACAGCUUCAGUCAUAAGACAAAUCUAAUUUCUCAUCAAAGAAGUCACACAGGCGAGAAACCAUAUAAAUGUUUGGAAUGUGAAAAAAGCUUCAAUCAUAAGACACUUCUUAAUUCUCAUCAAAGAACUCACACAGGGGAGAAACCAUAUCAUUGUUUGGAGUGUGGGAAGAGCUUCAGUCAGAGGAGAUAUCUCACUCAGCAUCAAAGGACUCACACAGGCGAGAAGCCAUAUCAGUGCUUGAAGUGUGGAAAGAACUUCAGUCAGAAGCGAUUUCUCACUCAGCAUCAAACAAUUCACACAAGGGAGAAAUCAUACGAUUGUUUGGCGUGUGGAAAGAGGUACAGCGAGAAGAGGACUCUUACUUCUCAUCAAAGAACUCACACAGGUGAGAAUCCAUAUCAUUGCUUGGAGUGUGGAAAGAGCUUCAAUCAUAAGGGGGCCUUCACUUCUCAUCAAAGAACUCACAUAGGGUUUAAACCAUAUCAAUGCUUGGAGUGUGGAAAGAGGUUCAGUCAGACGGCACAUCUCAGUUCUCAUCAUAGAACUCACACAGGUGAGAAACCAUAUAAAUGUUUGGAGUGCAAAAAGAGCUUCAGUGUGAAAUCAAGUCUCAAUUCUCAUCAAAGAAGUCACACAGGGGAG